Messenger RNA from Exophiala bonariae, 555 nucleotides. RefSeq lists its product as uncharacterized. The record is from RefSeq and is a predicted model, not a curated record. The transcript is spliced from 2 exons. The coding region runs from base 1 to 555 and encodes 184 amino acids. NCBI's taxonomy places the organism in Eukaryota, Fungi, Ascomycota, Eurotiomycetes, Chaetothyriales, Herpotrichiellaceae.
AUGACCACACCACCGCCUACCCUCUGCCCAGACAUGAUCAUCACAUCCCUCCACAUAGCCUGGGUCUUCCAAGCGGUCGCUUCCUUUCCCACAGCGUUUGUCCUGGGGGGUAAUGUCUUCGACAACCUUCUAUAUAGUUACUACCUGAACGUGUACCGCUUCAUCACUUACACAUUCAACGGCCUCUUCGCCUCAGGCAUCCUAUUCAUCAUCCUAGUUCAAUGGAGCCUCGCCAAGCGCGGCGCAUUGAACCUACGAUGGACGUUUCUUCUCGAGGUUUCGAAAGCUGGCAUUGCGACGAUCAUGUGGACCUGGCUGUUACUCGACAGUAUCUUCUACGAUCCACCCUACUACACCGGUCAUCGCGACAGGAGGAUCGCUGUAGCGGCGACCAGUGUUGUCUUGAUCCUGGUUCUGUUCUAUCCGACGGCUGUGUAUGCGGCGUACGCGAGGAAGACUGACGACGGCGACCACGAUCAGGAAUCCGCGAGACGGGUUGGAAGAACUGCGCCGACGGAAGAUGAGAGCACGCCGUUGCUCACGGAGAGAGUGUGA